Molecule: messenger RNA, 468 nt
Organism: Hyposmocoma kahamanoa
Lineage: Eukaryota; Metazoa; Arthropoda; Insecta; Lepidoptera; Cosmopterigidae
Gene: RNF220
Product: E3 ubiquitin-protein ligase Rnf220
Exons: 3
Biological process (GO): protein ubiquitination
Molecular function (GO): ubiquitin protein ligase activity
Source: RefSeq, a predicted model, not a curated record
CGUAUCCGGUCUAAUCGGUUACGUCGUCUACGCGCCCGCCGUCGUAGCUCCCCCAUGCCCUCGCAGGGAGAAUGUCCUGUGUGCAACGCUACUCUGCCGAUGUCCAAACUCCAACGGCACGCGUUGCGUUGCCUGAAGAGAACUGGGGCACAGAUGGAUGAAGAUGUGCCAGACACCAGCUCCGAAGAUGGCAGUAUCGACGUGGAGAAUGACGAACCAUCAGCUGGUGGGUUCGGUGCAGAGUACCAGUGGUGUGGUGAAUGGAGAAUUCGGGCCACAGCCCUACAAGACUCCGAAGCUAGGGCUGCCACUUGCGUUAGACGAGCUUCCAAUGAUCAAGCACUAGUGGUGGACGGUGACGAAGAUACUGAGCUAUAUGGUCCACCUCAAUAUUCUCCAACGCGGAUAGCACCUGAAGUUAGUACAGUCAUGUGUAUUUUAUUUAAUAAUAACCAUUUAUUUCAGUCA